AUGUCCUUGGCGGAUGUCCCUUGGAAUCACCCCGGUCCUCUGAAUCAUCCUCUCCCUGCUAGGCAAGGCUCCGCAACCAACUUAUAUCAUCAUCGCUCUCCCCAUUCAUCAGCUUUUUUCAACUCCGGGUAUUCUCAAUUACCAAGUGCCGUGUAUCCUGGAAAUUCCUCUUUCUUCAACAUGAACACCCUCUCGACAGAAGAAAUGGAGCGGUUCCAGAAGCUGUCCAAUGAGUUUGAACCGGAUAUCCAGGGUCCUCUAGUGUCAACGAAACAACCGAGCAGUGCUAUCGCCAUGGACUAUGCGAGUGCUGAUCCUACUUUUGUCGCAAAAACUAGCGCGCUUGCAGUAACUCACCCAUUCACCCGUAUCAUGAAAGGGGACGGCAACUGUGGCUGGAGAGGUGAUGAUUCGCGCCUUUCUGAGAUCUUGUACCACGCUGACUCACUUGAUGUAGCUAUUGCAUUCGGAUAUUUCGAGAAUCUUUUCAACCUACGAGACACGCUCCGAGUGCACCGCGAGCUGCUUCGGAUCAAGUCGUUGAACGUGCUCCUUAAUUCGGUCGGCCAGCAGGAGCAUCUGUAUGAAAUUUUCGUAGAUGCGACAGAAGAGAUCUUUAAUCAAAUAUCAGAGGCGAUACAAAAUGGCGUCCGCGAUGACUCGUUCCUCAUCCUGACAAGUGCGUGGAUGAAACUCAACCCUCACCGCUACCAAGCCUUUCUCUCGUUGCCCGUGGACCAGUAUUGCGCAACCCGAAUCGAGACGGUCAAGACGGAAAUUGACGAAGUUGGCCUCCAAGCUCUUGUUGACGGUGUGAUCGAGCCCGCUGGAUUCGCUGUUGAGAUCUUAUAUCUCGACCGCAGCGAAGGUGACGCUGUGACUCCUCACAUGUUGACUCCUGCCCGGCCAAGUGUAGUGACCAUUCGUCUACUAUAUCGCCCGGGUCAUUAUGACUUGCUCUACCAGGCUGAGCCUACUGUGAAUAUGGAACCUGUGGUCAAUUAUCAAUACGCGAUGACUUCUAACUACACCCCAUGGGAUCAAGGCGCUCUCUCAUUCGAUGUAAAUUCGAGUUUAAUGUCAAUUCCGAAUCUCAUGAUGGACCCAACUUUUGGGCUUGGCCCCUCUCCGAUCCCUGCCGCCCCGGCCAGUCCUUUCCAAGUCUCGUCGCCUCCAGAUGUCUAUCAACCUCCCAUACACACCUCGCCACCUGUCCCUGUGGCAUCUCCGCCACCUCCUCGGAUGUCAGCACCUCCGCCGAUGAGCUCUUUACCCAGCCGCUCGUCCGACGGGCCACAGAUUCGGCUGAAUCCGCUGGUUAUGAAACCUAAUCUAAGCCAUUCUCUUCCGGUCACGACGCCAUUUAAGAACUCUCCCUAUAAUCAAGCUCAUUUCCAGAACCAAGACUUUGAGCCAAUUCACUGGGAACCUAGUGAAUCUCGCAAAUGA
Aspergillus pseudotamarii is the source of this 1449-nucleotide messenger RNA. Its product is annotated as OTU family ubiquitin thioesterase. Gene Ontology annotation, biological process: protein K48-linked deubiquitination. Gene Ontology annotation, molecular function: ubiquitin binding; cysteine-type deubiquitinase activity. Lineage: Eukaryota; Fungi; Ascomycota; Eurotiomycetes; Eurotiales; Aspergillaceae. The transcript has 6 exons. Gene Ontology annotation, cellular component: nucleus. The record is from RefSeq and is a predicted model, not a curated record. Bases 1 to 1449 code for a protein of 482 amino acids.